Molecule: messenger RNA, 462 nt
Organism: Kalmanozyma brasiliensis GHG001
Lineage: Eukaryota; Fungi; Basidiomycota; Ustilaginomycetes; Ustilaginales
Product: PDCD5-related protein
Exons: 4
Coding region: 1-462 (153 amino acids)
Cellular component (GO): cytosol; nucleus
Molecular function (GO): DNA binding
Source: RefSeq, a predicted model, not a curated record
AUGGAGGACGACGAACUGCAAGCGAUUCGCGCUGCUCGCAUGGCCGAGCUUCGAGGUGGCGGUGGGAGUAGUGCCAGCUCCGGCGGUGCUUCUGGAUCAAGCGGCUUCAGCGGGCCGCAAGGCGCAUCGAACGGAGGCUCCGGAGGCAAGAACCAAGAAGAACAGCAAGCACAACAGGAAGAGAUGAAGCGCCAGAUGCUCAGUCGCAUCCUCGACACCGAGGCGCGAGAACGACUGUCGAGAAUCGGCCUGGUCAAGCCGCAAAAGGCACGCCAGAUCACGGAUCUGCUCAUCCGCAUGGCCCAAUCGGGCCAGAUCCGCGGCAAGAUCAAGGAGGAACAGCUCAUCGAUUUGCUCGAUCAGGUGGAUCAGGCGAAUGCUGCCGAGUCGGGCGCGGGGAAGAUCACUUUCACAAGGAAGAAGACGGUUCAGGACGACGACGAUAGCGAUUUCGACUUGUAG